Messenger RNA from Stegastes partitus (bicolor damselfish), 5113 nucleotides. It is a transcript of the gene col1a2, whose product is annotated as collagen, type I, alpha 2. Bases 128 to 4201 code for a protein of 1357 amino acids. Gene Ontology annotation, biological process: extracellular matrix organization. The transcript is spliced from 51 exons. Gene Ontology annotation, molecular function: extracellular matrix structural constituent conferring tensile strength. The record is from RefSeq and is a predicted model, not a curated record. Lineage: Eukaryota; Metazoa; Chordata; Actinopteri; Pomacentridae.
CUAGCAUCACGGCAGCAGGUUUCUGCUUAGUUUGGAGUUACUCGCGUCACCACAACUGUAUGCCUGCUUGAAGGUGGUUUAAAAACAGGGGCUCAGCAGCACAAGGAGUCUGCAUGUCUGCGUAGACAUGCUCAGCUUUGUGGAUACCCGGAUUCUGUUGCUGCUUGCAGUAACUUCAUACCUAGCAUCAUGUCAAUACUCGGGACGCGUCAAGGGUCCCAGAGGAGACAAAGGACCUCGAGGUGACAGGGGUCCUCAGGGCCCUAAUGGAAAAGAUGGCAAACCUGGACUCCCUGGCCCCCCUGGCCCCCCUGGUCCCCCUGGACUCGGAGGAGGAAACUUUGCUGCUCAGUAUGAUGGUGCAAAAGCCCCUGAUCCCGGCCCAGGACCCAUGGGUAUGAUGGGUGCUAGAGGCCCUCCCGGACCUCCUGGACCCCCUGGACCUCAGGGACACACCGGACAUGCUGGUGAGCCCGGAGAGCCCGGACAGACUGGCCCUGUUGGUGCUCGUGGCCCCCCUGGACCUCCUGGCAAAGCUGGAGAGGACGGUAACAACGGCAGACCUGGCAAGCCCGGAGACAGAGGUACCCCUGGCACUCAGGGUGCUCGUGGAUUCCCCGGAACCCCUGGACUUCCAGGAAUGAAGGGACACAGAGGUUACACUGGUCUGGAUGGACGCAAGGGAGAGCCUGGUGCCGCUGGCCAGAAGGGUGAGUCUGGUGCCCACGGAGCUGCUGGAAGUCCUGGACUGGCUGGAUCUCGUGGUCUGCCUGGUGAGAGAGGUCGUGCUGGCCCUGCUGGCCCCGCUGGUGCUCGUGGUGCUGAUGGCAACGUUGGACCCGCUGGCCCUGCUGGUCCCCUCGGUGCUGCUGGUCCCCCAGGUUUCCCCGGUGGCCCCGGACCCAAGGGAGAGAUUGGACCUGCUGGAGCUACUGGCCCUAGCGGACCUCAGGGAUCUAGAGGAGAGCCUGGACCCAAUGGUGCUGUUGGCCCCGUUGGUCCUCCUGGUAACCCUGGUGCUAAUGGCCUGAACGGAGCCAAGGGAGCUGCUGGUACCCCCGGAGUUGCUGGAGCUCCUGGCUUCCCUGGACCAAGAGGAGGACCUGGACCCCAGGGACCUCAGGGUGCUACUGGACCUAGAGGCCUUGCUGGAGAUCCUGGUGCUCAGGGUGUUAAGGGAGAUGGUGGACCCAAAGGAGAGCCUGGUAACGCUGGACCUCAGGGAGCCCCUGGAUCUCAGGGUGAGGAGGGCAAGAGAGGACCUUCUGGUGAGCUUGGUGCUACUGGCCCUGCUGGAAACCGUGGAGCUAGAGGCGCCCCUGGCAGCCGUGGUUUGCCUGGUGCUGAGGGAAGAACUGGCCCUAUUGGUAUGCCCGGUGCUCGUGGUGCUACCGGCUCCGGUGGUCCUCGUGGACCCCCCGGAGAUGCUGGCCGUGCUGGUGAGCCUGGACCCGCUGGUCUCAGGGGUCUCCCCGGAAGCCCCGGAAGCUCUGGACCCCCAGGAAAGGAGGGACCUGCUGGUCCUGCUGGACAAGAUGGCCGCUCUGGACCUCCCGGCCCCACCGGACCUAGAGGCCAGCCCGGAAACAUUGGUUUCCCUGGACCCAAAGGACCUUCUGGUGAGGCUGGCAAGCCUGGAGACAAGGGAGCCACUGGACCCACUGGACUGAGAGGAGCCCCUGGACCUGAUGGCAACAAUGGAGCCACUGGCCCCGCUGGACCUGCUGGCGGCCCUGGAGAGAAGGGAGAGCAGGGAGCUUCUGGAGCUCCUGGCUUCCAGGGUCUGCCUGGACCCGCUGGACCUGCUGGAGAGGCUGGCAAGGCCGGAGACAGAGGUAUCCCAGGAGACCAGGGAGUUGCCGGAGCUGCUGGUGGCAAGGGAGAGCGUGGUAACCCUGGUGCUGCUGGAGCUGCUGGAGCUCAGGGACCAAUGGGAGCCCGUGGACCUGCUGGAGCCCCUGGAUCCGAUGGUGGCAAGGGAGAGCCUGGUGCCGCUGGAGCUGCUGGUGGACCUGGACACCAGGGAGCUGGUGGCAUGCCUGGUGAGCGUGGAGCCGCUGGUCCUCCUGGACCCAAGGGAGAGAAGGGAGAGCCUGGACACAGAGGCCCUGACGGUAACAGUGGCAGAGAUGGUGCCCGUGGCAUGCCUGGACCUGCUGGACCCCCUGGACCCACUGGAGCCAAUGGAGAUAAGGGUGAGAGUGGUUCCUUUGGACCUGCCGGCCCCGCUGGAUCCCGUGGAACCCCUGGCGAGCGUGGAGAGGUUGGCCCCGCUGGAGCUCCUGGCUUCGCUGGACCCCCUGGUGCUGAUGGUCAGCCUGGUGCAAGAGGAGAGCGUGGACCUUCUGGUGGAAAGGGAGAAGUUGGCCCCUCUGGCCCUGCUGGACCCGCUGGACAGUCUGGACCUGCUGGUCCUUCUGGCCCUUCUGGACCUGCUGGUGCUCGUGGAGACACUGGUCCCUCUGGUCUGACUGGUUUCCCUGGUGCUGCUGGCAGAGUUGGUGGUGCUGGACCCGCUGGUAUUGUUGGACCCCCUGGCCCCGCUGGUGCCGCCGGCAAGGAUGGACCUCGUGGUCUCCGUGGUGAUGUUGGUCCUGCUGGUCCUUCUGGCGAGCAGGGAAUGGUUGGACCACCUGGUCCUGCUGGAGAUAAGGGACCUUCUGGAGAGUCUGGCCCCCCUGGUCCUGCUGGUGCUCCUGGAGCUUCUGGUCCUCUUGGACUUCAAGGAUUCGUUGGUCUGCCUGGUUCUAGAGGAGAUCGUGGUACACCUGGUGGUGCUGGUGCUUUGGGAGAGCCUGGUAGAGUUGGACCCGCUGGUCCUCCUGGAGCCCGUGGUCCCCCUGGCAACAUUGGCAUGCCUGGUAUGACCGGACCCCAGGGAGAGGCUGGACGUGAGGGUAACCCUGGUAAUGAUGGACCUCCUGGCCGUCCUGGUGCUGCUGGAUUCAAGGGAGAUCGUGGUGAGCCCGGACCUGCUGGUUCCAUGGGACUUGCUGGUGCCCCCGGACCUGCAGGACCCACUGGAGGUGCUGGAAGACCUGGAAACCGUGGAGAGGCUGGCCCAGGAGGUCCUGCUGGACCUGUUGGUCCCGCUGGAGCCAGAGGUGCUGCUGGACCUGCUGGAACCCGUGGUGAGAAGGGAGGUGCUGGUGACAAGGGAGAGAGAGGCAUGAAGGGUCUGCGUGGACAUCCUGGUCUCCAGGGAAUGCCUGGACCUUCUGGACCAUCCGGUGACACUGGAGCUGCUGGACCCAACGGACCUGCUGGACCCAGAGGACCCGCUGGACCCCAUGGACCCGCUGGUAAGGAUGGUAGAGCUGGUUCCCAUGGUACUAUGGGUUCUCCUGGUGCUCGUGGACCCCCUGGAUACUCUGGACCUGCCGGUCCUCCUGGAGCUCCUGGUCUGCCCGGACCUCCUGGCCCCUCUGGUGGUGGAUACGAUGUCUCUGGAUAUGAUGAGUACAGAGCCGAUCAGCCCGCCAUGAGAGCCAAGGACUACGAAGUUGAUGCCACCAUCAAGUCACUCAACACUCAGAUCGACAACCUGCUCACCCCUGAGGGAUCCAGAAAGAACCCUGCCCGCACCUGCCGUGACAUCAAGCUCAGCCACCCCGAAUGGAGCAGCGGAUUCUACUGGAUUGACCCCAACCAGGGCUGCAUCAACGAUGCCAUCAAGGCCUUCUGCGACUUCACCACCCGCGAGACCUGCAUCUAUGCCCACCCUGCUAGCAUCGCCCGCAAGAACUGGUUCAGAAGCACCGAGGGCAAGAAGCACGUCUGGUUCGGAGAGACCAUCAACGGUGGUACUGAGUUCACCUACAACGACGAGACCCUCAGCCCCCAGAGCAUGGCCACCCAGCUCGCCUUCAUGCGCCUGCUGUCCAACCAGGCUAGCCAGAACAUCACCUACCACUGCAAGAACAGCGUUGCCUACAUGGAUGGUGAGAGCGGCAACCUGAAGAAGGCUGUGGUGCUCCAGGGCUCCAACGAUGUGGAGCUGAGGGCCGAGGGCAACAGCCGCUUCACCUUCUCCGUGCUGGAGGACGGCUGCACUAGACACACUGGUGAUUGGAAGAAGACAGUGAUUGAGUACAGAACAAAUAAACCAAAUCGCCUGCCCCUCCUCGACAUUGCACCUUUGGACAUUGGUGGAGCUGAUCAGGAGUUUGGUUUGGACAUUGGCCCAGUCUGUUUCAAAUAAAUAGACUCAUGAUAAAUUAACACCAAAAAAGAGAGGAAGAACGAAAAAACAAAAUCUCUGCCCUUCUUUCUGUGUUGUUUUUUUUAUACUGAAUGCUGAUUUCUCUCUGCGCAUCCACUUGCUUAAGAUGGGCAACUAUCGGAGAGGACUGAACGGACUGAUCGGAGCGUUUGUGCAAUGCAAAUUAAUACAGCAACCCAAAGGGACGCGGGAAAACAUCUUGUUGUGGGACAUCAUGUCAUCCUUUUGUAAAAAAUAAAAGAAGUGUAAUAAAAACGCUGAAAGUACGCAUCACUUUGUGGUCUUUGUAUAUCUUCCAAAGAGGAGGUUUAAAACCACAAUUUCCAUGAAAAAAAGGUUUAAACUACCUCAUGCCUGUACCUAAAGAAAAUACUAUUGAGAAAACCUGGGUCCACAACCGAGAUGUUAAGACUUCUAAUGCUUCAAGCUUUGUCCCAUAUCGGAAGGUGCUCAGUUACUUGAAGCAGAGAUCUAUGGUGCUAAGAUGCAGCUGUGGAACAAACCACUUUUACUGUAUUACUUUGUAUUGACGUUUGAGGAGUUUUGCCUUCAUCCUCUGAUACUCCCCCAUUUUAAGCAGGUGGAAUGAUUCUAAACCUGAUGUCUGUCUUUUUUUUUGUUUUGUUUUAUUUUAUUUUAUUUUUUUUCUGGAAACUUUUUGGUUUUGUUUUGUUUCAUUUUUUUUUUUUCAGGCUUUUUUUACUCUUCCAAUCCCACACCCAGUGUUCAUUCUGACAGCACAUAUUUCAUCCAGUUCUGGUUUUUUAGGCGGCCUCUCUCUCUCUCAAAAAUGACACCACAAAGUCUAUUGUACCUAUUUUGUAUAUGUGAGAUGUUUAAAUAAAUUGUGAAAAGUUCUGAAAUAAAGCAUGUCCAAUGUUCCAAAACACA